AUUUGAAAAAUAGAUAUGGCUGCUAUUAAUAGAGAAUUACAAAGCCGUUCCAAACAAUUAUCAGAACGCCUUUCUGAAUCUUUAUAUAUUUUGGAUCACGAUCCUUCAAUGGCUCUUUAUAGAAUUCAAGAACAUACAAAUAAAGUUGCACCGAAAUUAGUUGUUAGAAGGCAGCAAAUGUCCCAAUUAAAUUUUCAAAUUCAAGGAGCUUGUUUUGAUUUGGAUAACGCUAUUAAGACUGUUGACCAAAUGAAAACAGCACAAUCUUCUCUUGAACGGAUAAAGAAAAUUUUGAUUGGAGAAAAUUGUGGUAAUCAACAAUAAAUAUUAAAAAAAAUAAAAUUAAUUUUGACUUUUAUUUUAAUAAAUCCACACACAAUUCAAUUAAUAAAUGGCAAUUUAUGCAUAAAAACAAAAAUAUUUAAAAAUACAAAAAAAUUAA
Molecule: messenger RNA, 442 nt
Organism: Meloidogyne enterolobii
Lineage: Eukaryota; Metazoa; Nematoda; Chromadorea; Rhabditida; Meloidogynidae
Source: the annotation of a GenBank genome assembly